This is a messenger RNA of Chaetura pelagica (chimney swift), 2277 nucleotides long. RefSeq names its product zinc finger, DHHC-type containing 8 (gene ZDHHC8). Gene Ontology annotation, molecular function: palmitoyltransferase activity. The transcript has 10 exons. The record is from RefSeq and is a predicted model, not a curated record. Gene Ontology annotation, biological process: protein palmitoylation. NCBI's taxonomy places the organism in Eukaryota, Metazoa, Chordata, Aves, Apodiformes, Apodidae.
AUGGGAAGAAACUACGUGUUACUGUCAAAAUAACCCUCACCUAUAACUUUUCCUCUCCACAGGUGCCCCUGGUUGACAAAAGCCAUCUCCCCAGCCAUCCCAGUGUACAAUGGGCUCGUAUUCUUGUUUGUACUGGCAAACUUCAGCAUGGCAACUUUCAUGGACCCUGGAGUUUUCCCACGAGCAGAUGAAGAUGAAGAUAAAGAUGAUGACUUUCGAGCUCCACUCUACAAGAAUGUGGAGAUUAAAGGAAUCCAAGUACGGAUGAAAUGGUGUGCCACCUGCCACUUCUACCGUCCUCCACGCUGCUCUCACUGCAGCGUCUGUGACAACUGUGUUGAGGAUUUUGAUCAUCACUGCCCAUGGGUCAACAAUUGCAUAGGACGGAGGAACUACCGCUAUUUUUUUCUGUUCUUGCUCUCCUUGAGCACGCACAUGGUUGGAGUGUUCACCUUUGGGCUCAUCUUCGUAUUAAACCACAUAGAAAAGCUGGGAGCAGCUCACACCACCAUUACAAUGGCUGUCAUGUGUGUGGCUGGAUUGUUCUUUAUUCCAGUCAUUGGUCUCACUGGUUUCCAUAUUGUUUUAGUGGCCCGAGGGCGCACAACAAAUGAACAGGUGACAGGUAAAUUCCGUGGGGGAGUGAAUCCUUUUACCCGAGGUUGCUGUGGAAAUGUGGAACAUGUGCUAUGCAGCCCCUUGGCUCCCAGGUACAUAGUUGAGCCCAAGAAAAAGCAAGCUGUGAGUGUGAAGCCUCCUUUCCUCAGACCUGAUUUAUCUGAGCGCCAGAUCACAGUGAAGAUCAGUGACAAUGGAAUCCAAGCCAACCUCAACCGGAGCAAGUCUAAAAUGAGCCUGGAAGGUCUGGAGGAUAAAAGUAUUGAUGUACAACCACCUCUCCCACCCAAAGGAGAUCCAAGCAAGUACUCUGAGCUGAAAGGGCAGCUGGGGACCAAUGAAGAAGGUGGCCUUUCUCCCAAAAUGAUCAGCCCUCCUACACCUGCCAUGUACAAGUACCGACCAGCUUUCAGCAACAAUCCCAAAGUGCACUACCAUGCUACAGCUGAGCAGAUCACCAUGCAGGAGGGACAUAGUCAAGGGGCUCUGAUAGAAGAGGAUGGCAGGAGCCUUGAUUAUCAGUCUGAACCCAGCCUGGACAUCCCCAGCUACCGGAAGAGCUCCCUCCACAAGACCUAUCAGUCUUCCCCACUCCAGAUAGAUUCCUUCGCUGUCAAUUCACGAUCCCUGAGCCUGAAAUCUGCUGGCAGGAGAGGGACAGACAAGGUGCCCCUUCAUCCAAUGAAGUCUGAAGGGGCAGUUUCCACCCCUUACAAAAGCAUAUUUUCUCCCAAUUCCCUGUCAAACAGAAAUGGGAGUCUUUCAUAUGACAGUUUGCUAAACCCCAUGUCGCCCCCGGGGAGGAAGUGCAUUGCCCAUUCUGCAGUCAGCUCUGUUGGGUACCACUCCCCAUAUUUAUCAGCCAAAAUGUGCCACCUGCGGGGGAGCGAGCUGCAGCACCAGCCCCCGCAGAGCUUCAGCCCCGUGCUGGGGGCCCCAGCUCCACAUCAGAGAGACCCCUCCCCAGUCCGCUAUGAUAACCUUUCCAAAACCAUUAUGGCAUCCAUCCAGGAGAGGAAAGAGAUAGAAGAGAGAGAGAAGCUCCUUCACUCGCACCCUGAUUCCGUGUUUGCAGACUCAGGUGUCUAUGACACCCCUAGCUCUUACAGCCUCCAGCAAGUCAGCACGCUCUCUGAAGACCCACGCAGCAUGGCAAUGAGAUACGGAUCUAGAGACAAUCUGAUGGCUGCUAGCUUUAGCACAAGGAACCCUAUACUGCAGUCCUCAGUGUCCUCACUCUCAAGUGCAAUGACAAGAGCACCAAGGACUUCCACAACCUCUCUGCAAGCUGAUUUAGCCAAUAAUAAUGUCCAGUCCCAUCAAGCACUACAGGGCAGGGUGAGCAAUGGCUCCUACAAAUCCCCAGGCCACCAGGUCUCAUCGUCCCCCACAGGGAUGCCUAGGUCACCCUCUUAUGGAGGCCCAAAGGCUGUCUCGUUUGUAAACACUGUGGAAAUUACAGAGGUGCAAUCAGUGGGAGCACAAAGGGAUGACAUGCAGUUGAAGACACCUCACAGUAAAAUAAAUGGACAGCCAAAAGGAAUAUCCAGGUUGGGUUCAACAUCAAGUUCCCAAGGGACACCUGUCAGUCCUGCUAGACACUCAAAUGUUAAGAAGGUGUCUGGAGUUGGUGGAACCACCUAUGAAAUUUCAGUGUAA